AUGAAUGCUAUUAAGAUCUUUAUGAAAGGGAACCCUGUUCCUACUUUGCUUGGGAACACUUACUACUCCAUUCAUCUAAAAAAUUCCUAUGGAAAGGGAAUGAUUACUUGUUGUACUCCUUUGUUGUACAAGUGGUACAUCUCUAAACUUCCUGACACCCAUGAGUUCUGGAAUCACAAAGAAGGACUAAAGUGGUCACACAAGAUCAUGACUCUCACCAACACUGAUAUUGUUUGGACUAACAAUCACUUUUGUAGGAUGAAGACUUUGGAUUUCUGUGGUGAUUUCCAUAAUGUGCCCCUCAUUGGUACAAAAGGAGGAAUCAGCUAUAGCCCUGUGUUAGCUCGUCGUCAAUUUGGGUUUCCUAUGGACAAAAAGCCAAGGAAUAUUCUAUUGGAUGGGUUCUUUCUUGAAGAAAGAGUCGAAAAGAAAUAUUUUAGGGAAAGGAUUGCUAAUGCUUGGCAUCCAAGUCAUAGAACGGAAAUUAAGGAAUUGAAGAAAAAAGGAGAUCUCUCACCUGAACCUUUUGAUAGUUGGGUUGGUUCAAGAGCUGCUGAACUUAGGAUGCCUAGUCUCCCUGGGACAUCUCUACCUCCUUCUAAGAAGUCUCGUCCACCUAUUAUGUAUCCACCAACAAUUGAAGACCUCAAAUAA
Molecule: messenger RNA, 654 nt
Organism: Vicia villosa (hairy vetch)
Lineage: Eukaryota; Viridiplantae; Streptophyta; Magnoliopsida; Fabales; Fabaceae
Exons: 1
Coding region: 1-654 (217 amino acids)
Source: RefSeq, a predicted model, not a curated record